CUUGCAGGUGGCGGCCAAAUGCUACGACCUCGCCGCUAUCACAACGGCCUAGCCACAAACAAACGGUUUCCUGUUGCACGCUCUCUGGCGAAGGCAAGAUAUUGCGAUGACGCUUUUCCAGGGACAUUCGUUCACGAACAAGGAGAGUGCUGUGUGUCUGUAGCAAACAAAACGUGGGUUUCCAGUGAACAUGAAAAGCGAUUAUGCACCCAAGAUCGCCUGUGAGGCCUGAUUGGAAACUGAGAGCUGCUGGCCGUCGAUGCAUGGGGGACAAGGAGUGACGACUGGGUGAAGUGAAUUAAGCAUGGAGCCGAGAACGCAACGGCCAUUCUGAUUUCCGGCUCGACGGCAACAUUCUGUCGGCUGCUUCCCCUCCAAAAGCGGACAAGUUCCGUCAACCAUGGCCGUUCCUUCGGUGUCGCCCUCGAAAUCCGGCUUGCAACCGUCUCCUGCAUUCAUUGACAGCUGCUGGACGGUUCCCAUAAUCACGGGGUUCACAUGUCUCCUCAUUUCCAUUCCUCAAACCAACAGUGGUCUGCUCUUCGUACUGUUCAUGGACACGUUCGGCGUAGACCGGGAAUCAGCCGCAUGGCCCAAAACCAUUCAUACAGCAACGACCAGUGUGAUGGGUGCAUCGUACGGCGCACUAGUCAUAGGGACGGCGGUGUACGUCGUUUCUUACUUCUACGAGUACAGAGGCUUUGCCAUGGGCAUCAAGUUCCUAGGUGUUUCAUUGUCGGGAAUCAUCGGUCCUUCACUCCUGUCGCACCUGGCGUCAGAACACGGUCUGAAAGGCUGCUUUCUUAUUACGGGAGGCUUGACACUGCAUCUCAUUCCUCUCGCCUUUAUGCUGCGCUACGCGAAACCCGUGAGGUGGCAAUUUUGCAAACGCCACGACGCGUCAGACAAGGCAUUGAAGGGGGCAACCACAACCUUGUACGGGACGACAACUGACGUUCAAGAAUUCAGUGGAAAUAGUUACACUUUAAAAAAUCUAGUGUUUCCAUGUGAUACAGUGUUGCCAACUUGUGAUGGGCCAGUGGGACAAAAUUCACUCUCUGCCGGUCCCAGCAUUACCAUUGACACUGUGAAAAAUACCCCAGUGUGCUCUGCGAAUUCGAUGGAAUCGCCUACUGCACCGCUGGACUUUCUCGCUCAAGCCAUGAAGGUUCUUCGAUCGCCAUGUUUCUAUGUUCUAUUGGUGGCCAUGGUGGCAGCAGACUUUACUCUUCCGCUUUUCGGUUCCACUAUUGUAGACUAUGCGGUUGACAAAGGCAUUACGCUCAACGCCGCCGCUCAACUUGUGGUGUGUCAGUGCUUGGGAGGCUUCGUGGGACGCCUCGUGAUUCCCUUGAUUACUGACAAGCUGGCGCAUAGUCGCUGCCCCAUCACCGCCAUUAGUUUGGCACUGUUGUCGCUAUCUUUCUGGGUAUUUCCGCACGUCACAAGCUUCGCGGCAGUGGCGGUGGUUACCUUUGUGAUUGGUGCACAGCAGGGCUACUUGAACGCCUUCAAGUCUGUCCUCGUGGCGGACUACCUCGGUGUGCACAGCGUCGCUGUUUCCUGGGGACUCAUGGGUGUGGCGUUGCUUCCUCUGGUAUUCUGCGAACCUUAUAUCGUAGGUGCCUUCCGGGAUGCGAGGGGAUCGUACGACAAUCUCUACCGAAUGUGUGCCGCGGUGGACCUGUUCGCCACACUGAUGGUGGCUGCCCAAGCCUGCUUUGACGCCAGGAUGAGAAAGAAAAAUGUACAAAUGCUUUAAACGACCUAAGUUUAGAAACAUCCGCAGGAGUUUAAAUAGGUGUGUUUAGCUCAUGCAGUGGUCAUGGUAUUUCCCAGUUGCAUAGAUCCACUGAAAACGUAAAGAAGUGCACUCAGAAGUAUGGCUGAGUGAUAACCUUUUACCGCUCAAAAUAGAAGAAUGUCAAUACAAUUAACCUGCUUGAAAAUUUGUCUUCUGUCAACAUUAUUGUUGAAAUACUAUAGACAAACUAAACUGUCACGUGCACGCAUACUGAUUCAGUGGAAGGAUUCGCGGACGAAAUUAAAAAUUAUUUUGCAGUUG
Molecule: messenger RNA, 2065 nt
Organism: Rhipicephalus microplus (southern cattle tick)
Lineage: Eukaryota; Metazoa; Arthropoda; Arachnida; Ixodida; Ixodidae
Product: monocarboxylate transporter 14-like
Biological process (GO): transmembrane transport
Molecular function (GO): monocarboxylic acid transmembrane transporter activity
Source: RefSeq, a predicted model, not a curated record